AACAAAGACCAGGUUGCUAGGAGCCCCCAGUCUUCUAACACCGCUUCUUCUUUCUGAAGCUCCCUCCAUAGACACCUCCACUCUAGCACUUUUCUAUAGCUAUGUCUAAGAGUCCAUUUGGACAAGGGAAGAAACCUCUAGAUACGUUUUUCUGGGUAAAUGAGGUAAGUGGAGAACUCACCUACCCACCACUGAAGGCAGAUGUACCUGAAGCUUCUCCAGCUUCUGUGGAGAAGCCCCAAGAGAGGCCCAGGUCUCAGCAUGGGAGCAUGCAGGGGGCUCCUCUCAAUGACCAGGGCCCAUCCAGCACACCUGCACAGAAGGUGGCCUUUCCACUGCCUCCUAAGGCUUCACUGAAAGACACUGGCUCCAGGCACUCCCUCCCAUCCCUACCAACCCGCGGCCUGGCUAAGGCUGGAGCAAGGAGCGCCCCACCAUUCUCAGCAGUUCCUGUUACCAUCUCACCACCAGGAGGUGCUCUGUCAACAUGUGGCCCCCUUGGACCAACCCCUCUACUUCCAUCCUCUUCCCUUCUUCCCAGCCCUUCUGCCCCCUGGGCCUUCACCUGCAAGCUGAAAAAUGUCCUUACUGGGAAUAACCGAUUUUCCUUUUGAAUUUAUGAGUAUUUGCGUGGCCACACCUUUCUGAGACACUCAUGGUCAGAACAGCCUGCCAUCAUGCUCACGUUGAGGAUGCUUCUGCCUCCCCUGGAAGCGCACAGGACUGCGCACAGGACUUCUUAGAAGAACACACCAAGUGCUUUCAAACCCCAUAUAAAUUUAACUUAGAUUUUGACACAUAAUGUUUUCUAGACAUUCUUUUACCUCUCAAGCCACCUUAGUAUUUUGCUCAUAAGUUUUUGGUGUUUAAUACUUUGGUUCUGAUGUUGGUAUCAGAGCAGUAUGUUUGGUCCCAGCCAGAGCCAGAAGGAUACCUCUUUGGUUGAGAUAGGAACAAGCCAGGAUGUGUAGGACCUGUCGGCCCUGUGUUUCUGGGUACAGCCCAGGGGGUGGAACUCAGGGCUACCCUGGGCCAUGAGUACAAAGUGGCUAGAGCCUUGCCAGGAGCUCUCCUUGAGGCAUUCUGAGGUGGACAGAGCCUUUGGGCGGGGCAGCCCUUCUAGCUCUGCCUCCCCUGGUGGAUAGGCUCUGGAUGAUGCUUUGGUGGGACAAUGGGCAGCUGCUUGACCCUCCAGGAAUGGAGUGACUGGUCCAGUUAUGCUGGGGUAUGAGACAGUGAGCAGGGGCUCAGAAUGAGGACCCCAGGAAGCCCCAGUUCUCAGGCCUGGGGAGCAAAAGCCUAUGGUCCAGCCUUGAUUCUGCAGUCGAUGUGUCCUGUGACCCAGUCAGAAUCCUGCCUCUCCUGGUCUUAGUAUCCCCCCUGUACAAUGUAGGGGUGAGCAAGCCUGUCUGCUAGGCCUUCUCAACUUCGCUGUCUAUCACUAUGUCAGCAGGAACCAGGGAUGGGUGAGGCCCUGGGAACACCAAAUGGCAGGAGGCCAGGCACUCACAGUGUCAAAAGGGCCACCAGGCCCAGCUGGGGCCAUGUGUUCUGGGCAAAUCUCCACGGGUUGCCACCACACUCAUACUUCUGACCAAUUGUGCAGCCUCCAGAAUCAGCAGGAGGGGCCCCUGCCUCCUGCAAUGCACCUCCAGGGCACUCUACUGAAAAAAUUUACUAUGGUGCUCAGUCUGAAGUAGAGAAGCUUAAAGGAAUUCCCUCUGGUUCUGCAGAGCAUGUAGGAAGUAUGGCUUCAUGCUGAGCAGCAGCAAGUAGGUCAGUGGCACAGAGCGCCUACAACACAGCUCUAACUUGGAACUCAGCAUCCCAAGGAGAAAAGAGAAGCAUGUGCACAGACAAGUUCACUGCAGACAAAUUAGAAAAGUGAGAGGCUGGAACCAAUUCAAAUACCCAGUAAAUAGGGCAGGCUAGGUGGAGCCUGGAAUCCCAGGAAACUCUAACUUUGGGAAGGCUAGUGGAUGUGAAAUAAUGCUCGAGUAGGAAGGAGAGUGUGCACCUUACCAGGGUCUCAGGUGGACUUGGCAUGUUGCUCACAGAUGGUGGGUUCCCUCUGCAACAUCAUUCAAGGGAAGAUUAAAAUAAAUGGGGCUUGCAAUGGUGACCCCCAGUCACCAGGACAAUGGAUUGAAUGGUGGCCUCAAAGGAUGUGUUCAUGUCCUAACCACUGCAAUCUUGUGAAUACGACCUUCUCUAACAAAUGUGGUUAAGUUAUGGGUCUUGAGAGGAGAGGCUUAACCUAAAUUAUCCAGUAGGCCCUACACCGAUUCACCUGCAUUCUUCGAGGAGAGACACGGGGUGAGUUUUGAGACCGACACACAGAGGCAGAGAUUGGAGUCAUGUGGCCACAAGCCAGAAACACUGGCAGCCCUAGAGCCCAGAAGAGGCCAAGAAAGGACUGUCUUCCCAGGCCUCUGGAAGGAGCAUGGUCUCGCUGACACCUUGAUUUUGGACUUCUGGUUUCAAGACUGUGAGGGAAUGCACUUGUUACCCGGUUUGUAAUUUGUGUCAGCCCCAAGAAGCAUAAACCAAAUGCAGGCUCUUGUCUGCUUGGUCCCUGCUGUGUUCCCACUGCCUGCAUACAGUAGGUGCUUCCUAAGUGUUUGCUCAAUGACUAGGAAAUGAAUAGGAAAAAGAUCAGGAAAUCAUUCAGCCAAGAUUUUGCUCCAAAGUUUAAACAUCCUGCUUUUUGGGGUGGGGGUGGAAGCGGGGUCUGGAGCCGGUGUCUAUAUAGAUCGUCCCUCCGGCGGAUUACACUGCCAGUUCUGCUGACCUGGAAGUCUCUGACUCAUGGGUGCUGACACUAGGUCUAGGCCAAUGCCUGUGGUAAUGACAGGGAAAAUGAAAAAUGGACAACCUCCAAAAGAUUCGGAGGGUGAAGUCUGAUGGCCUCCUCCAUGGUGGGCCAUACCCUGUGCUGAAUCGGUUUCCUUCACAUUAGCUGCUGUGAUGGACUUUGGGGCAGAUGUGUGCAAAUGCUGCACGAAUGAUGCCCAUAGGCACUUGUGGGGUGCCAGAGUGCACCCAGGCCUGACUGGAAUGGGGAGAACGAAGGCUGUGGAGCAAUCUGGUUGAGUGGCUGCCAGGCCUCCCUGCUCUUACAAGUCCCAUAGGUGCCAGGAAGGCCCUGCUGCCUGCUGACCCACCCACACCACAGUGGCAGGGCCUCACAUCCCUCACCACGUAAGGUCUCUGUGUCUGCUAUGCCCUCACACCUGCCAGGACAAGGACUGCUCCAGGGCACAUCUGAUCUUGACAUGGUCCACCUACACCCAGCGUGAAUCUGGUGAUGGGCCCUGCAGGGCUGGGGGUGCUGCUGCCGGCUCAGACCCCUCCCCUCAUACCCCUUGGGACACCUGGGUUCUAGUCCCACCUCUCCUGCCUCCAGGAGGCAGUGUGGCCUUGGCCAAGUCUCCCCUUAGUUUUCGGUGUGCAACAUUCCCCAUGUGCAACAUUUGUCACCUUAGGGGGAAAUAUUCCUAUAAUGCCCCAUAACAGGUAUGCAUUCAUGAGGGAAGGGUUUCGAGUGACCAGUAGACAUGUUGUAGUAGCAGGGGAGUGGGGUUAGAAGAGGGUCCCAUGACACCAACUCUGAUUUGUGUGGCCACGGGCUGUUUCACCUCCUCUUCCUUGUCUCAACUGCUCAGGAGUGAGGGGUGCCCGGGCUGGCAGCCAGGACCAUCCAAGGGAGGGGUCUGCAUUCCUGGGGCAGACUCACUUAGGGUGGGAAGAACUUCCAAGAACACGACCCAGUGUCUCCUUUUACGGAUGGGGAGACUGAGGCCAAGUGAGGCCUUGUCGAGGGUCACUCAGUGCCGGGAGCCACGAGGAGUCCUACUUAGGUGCCCUGGGGAUUGUGUCAAUUCCUACUCCUGGGACAGGCACUUGGGUGGCCCUGCCAGGUCAGGGAGCUCAUGGCUGGAGUUGUGGCCAGGUGGCAGAGAUCAGAGGCACUCUUGAAACAGGGAGGCGGUUUGCGGUCAGCCAGCUGCCAGGCCUCACCCAAUGCAUCAGUGGCUCCUGCACCCUGGGUCCGGGAGCUAGCCUCCUGGGAGUUUGGGUUCCCAGCUCUGGGGCCUGUGGCAGAAGGCUACCAGGACCAUGGCCUCCUGCAGAAGAGCCCAGAGUCUUGGAGCCAUGAGUCUCCGCAGGACUGAUGUGGUCUUUACUGGCUUGCUCCAGCGAAGCUCAGGCAGGUCCACAGGUGGGGUGGGGUGCUGAGGCUGGGUUAGUCCCAGGGUGCUGGGACAGAGGUCUGAGCUGCAGGGGUCCACUUCAGGGACCGCUGCCUGGGAUGCACACACAGUCUUAGAGGUUCCACAAGUGAGGUGACUUCUGACACAGCCCUGCCCCCUCCUGUUCACCUGUCCAGUUCCCAAUGCCCACCGCCUCUCAUUAGCUCAGGCACGCUGCCUGGACCUUAGGUCUUUUAAGAAAUAAAGGAGGAGGUAGGGCCUGCUGCUUCCUCGGGAGAGGUCGGCCUGGGUUUGGAGCCCAGGUCCCUCUGGAGACCAUUUCCCACCCAUGGCUUCAGUCGGAAGGGCCUGUCCCUGUCCCAGUUUUCAGUGGGGGGACGGAGGUUUCCCCCUUUGUCAUGGGGAGAGGCAGUCAUGGAGGCCAGCAAUUUCUUAUAACUUCCUACUAUGUUGCAAUAGUUGUAAAACUAUUAAUAACUGAAUGACAAUAAAAACAAUCUGUUUAAUGUACUAUUUAUUAUGUUAUUAUUAACAAUCAGUUCUGGGACAAAGUCCAAUUCAAAACAUAUCACUAAGGAUUCUGUUAUUAGUUGCCAUUAGAAAUGGCAUAAUCCAAACCAAUUUUUCAAUAAAUUUCCUUAUAUCUCUAAGGAAGGGAUUUUUACUCUCAUCAUCUGGCUCUGGAAAAUCUUUAAGGGCAACAUUCUUACAUUAGGAAAAAAAAAUCAGUAGAGUUGUUACUGAAGCUUCAAAGAGAUGAUAUGCACAAACCAGAAAAACUACAAAUCAGUAUUUCUAUUGAACACAUAUUUGAAUUUAUCAGUUUAAAUAAUAGUGUUUUGAUGAAUCUAAAAUGUGCCUCAAGAAUGGCUGUUAACAGCUCCUUUUCUUUCUGGCGCACGGUGGAAAAAAAUUCCUUUCCCUUUUCUUCAGCAGGAGGGGCUACAAACACGGCAUCCCACCUCGGGAUUCACCUGGUCCUCUUGAGAAACGAGCCGAAGAGGUUCUGGAUCUGGUGAAAUAAUAUUAUCCAAGGGAAGCGCCUGUGGAGAGGAGUCCUGUGUCUGCAGAGAGGGCCCCCUGUGGCCCCGGGGGCCGAGGUGGGCAUGGGGGUGCUCACAGGGGCCGGCAGGGGCAGGAGGACCCACUGAGGGGGUGCCAGAAAUCCUGAAUGGCCCGAGUCAUUCCUGCCCCUAUUUACUGGAUAGUUUGUCCACAAAGACAAAGGCGUCACCUCACUGAUUCAAAGACCUCUACUGUGUGUCAGUGUCAUGCUACCAACAGCUGUAAUAUUUUAAUGGGUCGGAAAACUUACAGAUUUAAACCUACAUUUUCUGUCACUAAGAUGUUUUAACAAACUAGUAUCGGACUGCUUGUGACAAUGUCAAUAGUAUUUAUACACCCAGUUGCUUUUUUUUUUUUCCUUCUACUCUUUCUUUAGGGAAAAGCCUGGUUAUCUAAGUUUUGCUGCUCUCCUACUUUGGUGCAACUGUCCCUUACUGGCUGCAAAACACAUGUUCAUAUGGACACAGAUGAAUUCUCCAGCUGCACGCUGAAUGAGUUCCACUGCUCCAGAGCUAUGCUGAAUGAGACCUGUUUCAAACAGUAGCCACAUUCACUCAUAUAAAAAUAUACAAUUUCCUUACCUCUGUACCUCUUUUACAAUUUCUUUACCUAUGUACCUCUUUUACAUACCGCUAAAAAUAGGUUCUUUCAUUUUGACAUCUUUUUACCCAAUCAUGCCAAUCAGAUAAGAAACACCAUAAGACUGGGAGAUAAAACCUUUUAAAACAA
Molecule: messenger RNA, 6008 nt
Organism: Canis lupus familiaris (dog)
Lineage: Eukaryota; Metazoa; Chordata; Mammalia; Carnivora; Canidae
Gene: C23H3orf86
Product: chromosome 23 C3orf86 homolog
Exons: 2
Coding region: 102-614 (170 amino acids)
Source: RefSeq, a predicted model, not a curated record